GUUUCACGCAAGAAACGGCCGACUAAAAAAGAGACCCCUACGAAGGAGAGGGCAACAUCGACGAGAGCGAAGGCAGCGGCAACACACACGGGACAUCCUCAACGGAGACGGCGUGGGAACAGUCUGCUCUGUCUGUGAAAUGAAUCGCUACAAAGUUACCAAGCAAUUGGGCGAUGGCACGUACGGGUCGGUGCUCAAGGCUGUGAAUCGGACGUCGGGAGAAGUGGUCGCUGUGAAGAAGAUGAAGAAGAAGUUUUACACGUGGGAAGAGUGCAUGCAGCUUCGAGAGGUCAAGUCGUUGAAAAAACUCAACCACCCGAAUAUUAUUAAGUUAAAGGAAGUCAUACGCGAGAACGAUGAGCUGUUCUUCGUGUUCGAGUUCAUGGAGAACAACCUGUACGAGACCAUGAAAAAGCGGGACAGGCAUUUCCCCGAGUCCAAGAUCCGCAACUUGAUGUACCAAAUGCUCCAAGGCCUGGCCUUCAUGCACAAACACAGCUUCUUCCACCGUGACAUCAAGCCGGAAAACAUGCUCGUCAAAGGCGACGUGGUCAAAGUAGCCGAUUUCGGCCUGGCGCGCGAAAUCCGAUCACGCCCGCCGUUCACCGACUACGUGUCUACGCGAUGGUACCGAGCCCCAGAAGUUCUCCUGCGAUCAACGACGUACAACUCACCCAUCGACGCGUGGGCGAUGGGGUGCAUCAUGGCAGAAAUGUUUACGUUGAGGCCACUGUUCCCAGGGAGCAGCGAAGGGGACCAAAUAUACAAGAUUUGCUCCGUGCUUGGCAACCCCACGCACGCAAGUUGGCCCGAGGGCAUGAAGUUGGCGGCGCAGAUGAACUACCGGUUUCCCCAGUUCGUUCCUACGUCGCUGCAGUCCAUCAUACCCCACGCUAGCCCCGAAGCCAUCCAGCUCAUGCAAGACUUCAUGAAAUACGACCCGAACCAACGACCGACGUCCAGCCAAGCAUUACAAUACCCGUUUUUUCAAGUCAGCGUCAACAUCCCCUCGUCGUUGUCUACUCCAAAUGCCCCGCCCCAACCCACAUCAUUGGCUGGCACGACGACCCCCGUCGAGAAGUCGCCUUCCACGACGCCACUUAGUUCCAAGUCGCCGACAUCAAAUUACGGCCCCGUCCCGCCUCCCAGUUAUCAACAACCCGCGAUUGAAACGUUCAAUGCCGCAAGCACAAACUUCCGCACAAACUCGUCGAACGCGCUCCCCACCGCCGCGAAAAUCGCCCCUCGGAACGCCAUCGCAGCUGCGGGCAACACAUUGUUCGGGUCCGGCCCUGGCGACCCCCUCGGGCCGCAGUCGGGCGUACUGGACACCACCGCGCAAGGGAAUCGGUACGUCCGUCAAGCGCGCUAUGGCCCUGGCAUGGGCAACUCGGAAAACCACGAAAAUGGCGCAGCACCCGAUUUACUGUCGGGCGGCAAGAGGCCAUUUCAGUCCAGUUACAACCCCAACGUCCCGUUGGUCCCCAAACCCACCGCGACUACCAACCCUACGGGGCUAGGGUCCCAACUGUACAGCCGGCAUAACUUUUAGCGCACGGAGGAGCGGCAAAGUCUGCGAUGGAUUGGAUGUGCCCUCCGUCAUUCAACGCGCUGGGGCUGUCGGUCGUUUGCACUGGUGCUGGGAUAGAUUAGCUAGGAUAGGUUUAUUCACUCUGAAUAGUAGCGUAUUUUACACUCAAA
Molecule: messenger RNA, 1701 nt
Organism: Aphanomyces astaci
Lineage: Eukaryota; Oomycota; Saprolegniomycetes; Saprolegniales; Verrucalvaceae
Product: CMGC/RCK/MAK protein kinase
Exons: 4
Coding region: 140-1552 (470 amino acids)
Biological process (GO): protein phosphorylation; intracellular signal transduction
Cellular component (GO): nucleus; cytoplasm
Molecular function (GO): ATP binding; protein serine/threonine kinase activity
Source: RefSeq, a predicted model, not a curated record